AUGGGGCCGGUUCCCGCGCCGGGGCCGCCUCGUGGCGAGACCGCCACGCGUGCCGAGGCCCAGCUCGUGGCGAGGUACAGUAGCGCGAGGGCGGCGUGCGUGCGCGACUGCAACGAAGCCCGUGAGGUGGGCGGCCUCGAGGACCAGGCAGGUGACGUGCGGGAGCCUGCGCAACUCUGCCACCUCACUGCACAAAAUUGUUGGGCGAACCCAAGGAGGUCUGCCCUGAAACCCUACCUUGCCCAACCCCACCAAAUUGUGGGUAAGUACAUACACAAGGUCAAGGUCUCCCACAAGGUUUCCAUCAUGGAAGUCACUUCCGCACCGCUCGGGGUCCGCACCCGCGCGGGCUCGCUCGCGCUACAACGCCUGAAGAAGCAGCAGACGCAGUGGAAGGACAAAGAGGGUGCUGAUGGUGAUUAUCUGGAGCUGAGAAGCCGGAGGAUCAAGAAGCUACAGCUGUUGGUGCCAAUACAGAAGAGGCGCCGAGGGAGGAAGGCGGCAGCCAUGACUACAGCCGCUCAAGACGAGGUGGAGGGGUCAUUCGGCGAGAACAUUCUCGAGUUGGAAGGCAUGGAUAGGAACACUAGGGAGACGACGCCUUGCAGCUUGAUUAUCUUGAAGAGGACAAGCACCCCUGGAUCCACAACAAGACCCAACCACUCUUCCCAUAGCACGGUGCAAGUUCCGGUGUCCACCAUGUCAAUCUCAAGGGCGUUGAAGGAUUUGUUUGGUGCAACAGAGCAACAACAACAACAGGCUUUCAUUGACAAGUACAACUUUGAUCCUGUAAAUGACUGCCCUGUCCCAGGCAGAUAUGAAUGGGUGAAGCUAGACUAAAAGAUUUUCAAGACAAGAGAGCAACAACAUGGACCUCUCCUCUGCUCCCUCCAACUCCAGAGUGUCGUGGUUAAGGCGCAUACCGUCACAUUAGCUUUGUAUUUGUUGUUAAAACUUGGGGUUAGCCUGUAGCCUUAUAGAGCUGAUUCUGAGUUACAAUACCCUGAUCUGAUUUGAUCCCUCAACUCUAAUGUAACCCUUAACAGCUCAUUCUGUAAGGAACCUAUCACCCUGCUAUCAGUUGCUACAUUAAUGAAUUAAAGCUAGAUAAUUAUGUUUUCU
This is a messenger RNA of Panicum virgatum (switchgrass), 1122 nucleotides long. Its product is annotated as cyclin-dependent kinase inhibitor 4-like. Gene Ontology annotation, biological process: negative regulation of cyclin-dependent protein serine/threonine kinase activity. The record is from RefSeq and is a predicted model, not a curated record. Gene Ontology annotation, molecular function: cyclin-dependent protein serine/threonine kinase inhibitor activity. The transcript is spliced from 4 exons. NCBI's taxonomy places the organism in Eukaryota, Viridiplantae, Streptophyta, Magnoliopsida, Poales, Poaceae. Gene Ontology annotation, cellular component: nucleus. Bases 1 to 840 code for a protein of 279 amino acids.